Molecule: messenger RNA, 431 nt
Organism: Nicotiana tabacum (common tobacco)
Lineage: Eukaryota; Viridiplantae; Streptophyta; Magnoliopsida; Solanales; Solanaceae
Source: RefSeq, a predicted model, not a curated record
GUUAAAUAGAUCCAACGUCUCCCAAAAGAGAAGAAAAUCGAGAUCGUACCUGUUGGGCUUCUUCGAAUUUUACACCAAUUCUCCGUUUCGUCUUAGUAUCACUAUGAUUGACGACCAGGACCUGGGCUUCUUCGCCAACUUUCUUGGUAUCUUUAUCUUUGUGCUGGUGGUUGCUUACCAUUAUGUGAUGGCAGACCCAAAAUAUGAAGGCAAUUGAAAGCUGUUUCUUUAGAGUUAGCUUCGGCAACCAUACUUAUGUUCUUUACCUUGGCAUCUCUAUAUGUUAGAUGAAUGAACUUUGAUGUGGCAGAAACAUUUUCUACUGAACAUGGAGUUGUAUCUUGACUGCUUCUUGUCGAAAACUAUUUAUCAGUGUAUGGAUUCACAGGAUUAUCAAAUGGAGUAAAGGAUCUAAAUCUUUUCCUUUUCUA